GAUUAUAUUUUGUUUUGUCUGCAGUGACGAGGUACUGUUCGCCUGCGGAGAUACUAUCCUGCGAAGGAUGAAUUUUCGUACUCUACACAUGGGAAACAUUGUGGAUAUUGAUGUGAUAAACGCGUGGUGUUUGCUAUUGAAUUAUAAUGAGCUCUUGCGGUCAACCAAUUCACCGGCUCGUUUUUUUGCAACAGUUGGAGUAUGCCUGGAAUCAACAAUACAACCUCCAUGUAACUUGGCAUAUAAUAAGCGAAGAGAUAUUUUUUUUAGGCUUUUGGAUGCUGAGAUAUCACGAAUCGAGCAUAUGUCUAUCGAGAAUAUAGACCUGUUUUUCUUCCCUAUGUGUCGAGUGUUGAAGUAUUACACAUUCUGCGUGGAUAUCAAGAAGGAAAAGGUGUACGUUUUGGAUAGUCAGAAUGAAUUGGUAGAUAUAUGUCAGGCUGCCAAAUAUGGAACAACUACUGAUCUUGUGAAAAAUAUGCUUGCAGAUUAUUUGGCAUACAAGGGACAUGUGCAUAAGAGCAAUGUUGUGAAGCGAUCUAAGUUGGCAAUUGUACACAUAAAGUGGGGGGACGCUAAGAAUAUCAAUGACAUGGGUGUUUAUAUGAUGAGGCACAUGGAGACAUUCAUGGGCGAUUCUUCGUCGUUGUGGACAUGUGGUUUGGCUCCAAAGCUGAGAAAACAACUUAACCUUCUGCGAGUGAGGUACUGUGCAGCACUUAUUGCGUGGGAGAAGAACAGUAUUCGCGACGCAAUGGAAGAAAGCGCAAAAUUAAGCUUUGGUUCUAGUUUUGAUGAUCCAAAUCUCAACAUCGACGUCACGUUGCUUGGGAAAUGAUCCACCUAAUUAAUUUGUUGAGACCAUACAGAUGAAUGUUAUAUUUAUGAAAUGCGUUAGUACAAUA
Salvia miltiorrhiza (redroot sage) is the source of this 905-nucleotide messenger RNA. RefSeq lists its product as uncharacterized. The record is from RefSeq and is a predicted model, not a curated record. The transcript is spliced from 4 exons. Bases 68 to 838 code for a protein of 256 amino acids. Lineage: Eukaryota; Viridiplantae; Streptophyta; Magnoliopsida; Lamiales; Lamiaceae.